This is a messenger RNA of Miscanthus lutarioriparius, 1521 nucleotides long. Lineage: Eukaryota; Viridiplantae; Streptophyta; Magnoliopsida; Poales; Poaceae. The record is from the annotation of a GenBank genome assembly.
AUGUCGACCCACGCCGCCUCCCGCCGCUCCUCCUCCUCGUCCGCGGCCGCCAAGCGCCCCGCGAUGCCGGAGGGCGCCAAGGCGGCGGGCCCCGCCGCCGCGCAGGCCAAGAAACGCGCUGCGCUCGGCAACAUCACCAACGUCGUCGCCGCUCCGGGGGCGAGGGCCGCCGCCGUUGGGAAGGUCGCGCCACCGGCCACCGCCGCGAAAUUGAAUUCAGCUACCUCGGCUGCACCCUUAAAGAAGCCAUCUUUGGCAAAUGCUCGCAAUGCGAGCUCCAUUCGGGAUUCUGCUGUGAAGUCGGCUUCCAUCAAGCCAGCUCCACCAGUAUCACGCCUUGACAGCAACACAAGGCAGAAGCAUAAUGUUCGUCUUCCUAAGGUGCCGACCACUGUCCAUGUGCCAAGUCGUGCUCCUGCCUUGGUACCCUGCAGCAGUUUCGUGUCUCCUGGACGUUCAGGAGAUUCAGUUUCUAUUGACGAGACGAUGUCGACUUGCGACUCCAUGAAAAGCCCGGACUUUGAGUACAUAGACAAUGGGGAUUCCUCGAUGCUGGCUUCGUUGCAGCGACGGGCAGAUGAACAUCUGCGUAUAUCAGAGGAUAGAGACGUUGAAGAAAAUAAGUGGAAGAAAAAUGGCCCUGCCCCAAUGGAAAUCGAUCGCGUCUGUGAGGUUGACAGCGACUUCGAGGAUCCACAGUUGUGUGCUACUCUGGCUUCUGACAUCUACAUGCAUCUGCGAGAAGCUGAGACAAAGAAAAGACCAUCAACUGAUUUCAUGGAAACGAUUCAAAAAGAUGUCAACCCAAGCAUGAGGGCAAUUUUGAUAGACUGGCUCGUGGAAGUUGCUGAAGAAUAUCGUCUUGUUCCUGAUACUUUGUACCUGACAGUUAACUACAUCGACCGUUAUCUUUCUGGCAAUGAAAUCAACCGCCAAAGGCUGCAAUUACUUGGUGUUGCUUGCUUGCUUAUAGCUGCAAAAUACGAGGAGAUCUGUGCACCCCAAGUAGAAGAAUUCUGCUACAUAACAGACAAUACAUACUUCAGAGAUGAGGUUCUAGAAAUGGAAGCUUCGGUGCUGAAUUACUUGAAGUUUGAAAUGACAGCACCUACAGUAAAGUGUUUUUUGAGGAGAUUUGCUCGUUCUGCACAAGCGUGUGAUGAGGAUCCUGCUUUGCAUCUCGAGUUCCUCGCCAAUUACAUCGCUGAGCUAUCCCUGCUGGAGUACAAUCUACUCUCCUACCCUCCAUCACUAAUAGCUGCUUCGGCUAUUUUCUUGGCGAGAUUUAUACUCCAGCCAACAAAGUAUCCUUGGAAUUCCACACUUGCUCAUUACACACAGUACAAGCCGUCGGAAUUGAGCGGCUGCGUAAAGGCACUGCACCGCCUUUUCAGCGUUGGUCCUGGGAGCAACCUUCCAGCAAUCAGAGAAAAGUACAGUCAACAUAAGUACAAAUUUGUUGCAAAGAAGCAGUGUCCGCCACAAAUCCCUACUGAAUUCUUCAGGGAUGCGACAUGCUAG